This is a messenger RNA of Fusarium proliferatum ET1, 2301 nucleotides long. RefSeq lists its product as uncharacterized. Lineage: Eukaryota; Fungi; Ascomycota; Sordariomycetes; Hypocreales; Nectriaceae. The record is from RefSeq and is a predicted model, not a curated record. The transcript has a single exon. The coding region runs from base 1 to 2301 and encodes 766 amino acids. Gene Ontology annotation, molecular function: hydrolase activity.
AUGACCACUCGUCGACACGUCCACUUCAACUUCAAAGCCAAAUCAUGGACUUCACCUGAGCCCGCCUCUACAGAAGCCAUUGAUCGGUUUCACCAGAGUCUCCCCAACUAUGAGCCAACUCCUCUUGUCAGUCUGGACAGCCUGGCUAAGGAGAUCGGGGUCGGAGCUAUCCAUGUCAAAGAUGAGACGAACCGCUUCGGUCUUCCAGCGUUCAAGAUCUUGGGUGCUUCUUGGGGCGCAUUCCGCUCCAUAGCCGAGAAGCUUGGGUUACCUCUUGACUCAGAAAUUGAUACUGUCCGAGAAGCGGCAAAGGCUCAUCAAUUGACCUUGUACGCAGCCACAGAAGGGAAUCAUGGACGUGCAGUGGCGCGGAUGGGUGCGAUCUUCGAUAUCUCAGCUGAGAUUCAUGUCCCGGCGUCUAUGCAUCAUUCUACGGUCAAAUUGAUUGAGUCUGAAGGUGCAAAGGUUGUUGUAUCAAAGGGUAAAUAUGAAGAUGCGACGCUUGAGGCCGAGUCUGCGUCCAAGCAUGAGCAGGGGAUCCUGGUUCAGGAUCAUGCAUUCGGUGACUACCAAACUGUUCCACAGGCAAGCAAUAUUUCCCGACCAAUGACCACCUCAAAUUCUAACGUGUGGCAGUGGAUUGUCGAUGGCUAUGGUACCAUGAUGCGAGAGGUUGACAAGCAGCUCGGUUCUACCAAAGCUGACUUGGUCAUCGCUCCUGUCGGAGUCGGAUCAUUUGCCCAAGCUGUCGUCUCUCAUUUCAAGAGACAGGGUACAGUCACCUCCACGUUGGCAGUUGAGCCUGACACUGCGGCGUGUUUGUGGAAGAGUCUGGAGAAGGGCGAAUUCACUGAGAUCCCAACGACCGGCACCAUCAUGGCUGGUCUCAAUUGCGGAGCCCCUUCUACAAUCGCAUGGGACUUGUUGAAGAACGGCGUUAAUGCAAGCUUGACCGUAUCAGACUAUGAGGCUCACCAGUCCGCCCUGUAUCUGCAAUCUCAAGGCAUCAACGCUGGGCCCUGUGGAGGAUCGACUCUUGCUGCGUUGAAACGGCUUACACUGGACGACAAGAAGGCCCUUGGACUCAAUGAGAAGUCCACCGUAGUCAUCUUUUGCACAGAGCGAAACCGAGACUAUGAUAUACCCCACGACGUUUCUGGCAAUGACCCAGUUGCACUUACUCAGACCCUUGUUCAGAUCAACUCAGCCAGUCCCGACUUGGGUUCUGUUCCCGGACCUGGCGAGACCAUCAUCGCUCGCUAUGUCGCUGCAUGGCUCGAACAUAGGGACCUUGAGACUCAUUGGGUGGAAUUCGAAAAGGGUCGGCCCUCUGUCGUUGGCGUUGUUCGUGGCUCUGGCGGCGGUAAGAGUAUCAUGUUCAAUGGGCACAUCGACACGGUGACUAUCAUGGGCUACGACGAUGAUCCGUUAAGCGGCAAGAUUGUAGAUGGGUGCCUUUAUGGUCGGGGAUCCGCUGACAUGAAGGGAGGCGUCGCAGCAGGCAUGAUCGCGCUUGCCAAUGCCAAGAAGCUUGGCCUUCGUGGUGAUGUGAUCUUCACUGGUGUUGCCGAUGAGGAGAGCUUGAGUAAGGGAACAGAAGACAUCCUUCGCGCUGGAUGGAGAGCAGAUGCCGCUGUUGUAUCGGAGCCAACGAACCUCGAGAUCAGUCACACGCACAAGGGAUACUGUCACAUUGAGAUCAAGAUCCGUGGACUGGCUGCACAUGGUUCACGGGCUGAUCUAGGCAUCGACGCGAUUGUCAAUGCCGGCCAUUUCCUCGUGGAGUUCGGUAGAUAUGCGAAGAAAUUGCAAGAAGGCCCAGGCCAUGAAACCCUCGGAACAGGAACUGCACACGCUUCACUGAUUUCCGGCGGCGAAGAGGCAUCGUCGUACCCUGCACAGUGUACCAUCAUCGCAGAGCGCCGAACAAUUCCUGGAGAGACCAAUGAAGCUGUCCAGAAGGAGUUCGACGACAUUAUUGCCAAGGUAGCAAAGGAGGUCACCGACUUCAAGGCAGAAGCCAAGAUCUUCUUCAGCCGCCCGCCCCAGUUCAUAGCGGCAGACCACCCUUUCACCAAGCUCGUCUCCGGCAUUGUAGGCAGUGUUACUGGCAAAGAUGCGGUCAUUGGCGGUGCCCUGUUCUGGACUGAUUGCGCCUUGUUGGCUGAGAAAGGGAUAGUGCCUCUGCUCUGGGGACCAAAGGGAGAGGGACUUCAUGGAAAGGAGGAGUUCGUUCACGUCAAGUCAAUUGAACAAGUGGCUGAGGGAUUGACCAAUAUAGCGGCUGAGUUCUGUAAGUAG